AUGAGAGGCUUAAGACUCGGGGUCUGCCUUAUCUCGGCCGCUGCCAUCUCAAGCUGUACAUCCAGCGCCAUCGAGCCCAAGGAAGGGCUUUGGGCCAACUUCUGGCGAAGUAUUGGCAGCAUUGUUACUGGCGAGUCCAAAUCGACAGAUUCGCGCCAUGGAACCAUUGAUCCUCGAGGACCCCUUGACGACGAUCCGCAACCCUAUGGAAACCUGCCUUCACCAGUUGCGACUGAGCCGUUGACAACAGCUAGCACUGAUAUCCUCGAGACUACUGCCACAUUCACUGUUAGCACCAGUAGUUCCGCCGAAGCUGUUUGGGAGGGAGUGCAGACUGUUACGGUCACGGUCACGGCCACCACCACGGUCUCACUAUCCGAUCCGCUCCAGGUCAGUCCAUUCUGGAGCGCUUCUCGGCCCGGACCAUCCGCAAACUCGGGCGCCGGCGGCCAAGGUACCGAGCGUCCCUCAUAUCCAAAUACAACAUGGCCGCACGCGUCUGUGACCGGAAACCUCCCAGGAUCCGGAACUCAAAACCCCAGUGGUGCCCCGUUUCCAUUCAUGAACGCUUCGAAUCUCGUACCACUAGGGCAGGUAGCAACCGGAACACUCGGACCCGGCUUCUGUACGUUUACUUACCCUUGUUCUUGGGCCGGCGUAUCUGCGAGUCCAGAGACGUCGAGUAGGGAUUCAACCACCUCGACCGCGCCGAGCAGUAGUAUCACCGAGUGGCUCGAGACAACCUCGACGACCACAAGCCGAGGUGUCUCUUGCACGCCAGGUAUCGAGGCUACCUCCCCGAUAUCAAGCCCAGGCGUCUCUUGUACACCGGGCAUUGAGGCAACGCAAGUCAGCCUCAGCUCGGCGUUCUACCCAUACCCAAACUCGACCUCGGCCGGGAUAUUAAGCGGCCAAUCGGGCACCUUGGGCUGGGGAGGCAGCGGAGUGGGUACCGGCACUGCGAUAAGCACGGCGCUGGGGUCGUCGGACACGGUGGUGAGCGUCUCCGGGUAUGGGGUGUCAGUGUCGGUGUCACAAUCGGUACUGGCGACGUCGGACCCAAUAACCUCCGAAGGACCGACGCCUCAACCAUCCGUUUCCGCCUGCCAAACCGUUUCGGACCCAACAAUCGCAAACGGCACUGCAACUGCAGCAGGGGUUUGCACAGGAGCGGUCGAUUCAACGGCAAGCACCGCAGCGGCGGUGCAACCCCAGACCACCACGCCGUGCCAUGACAAGAGCCAAACGGUCCAAACCGUCGGUGAUGCGACGACGUUUCGGACAUUGACCUCGUCCGCCUCUGAGGUGUCGAGUAGCAGUGCUGGUAAGGAAACUCCGGUUGUGACCGAGGUUUUGAUGGAGGCUUUUGGCUGA
Messenger RNA from Canariomyces notabilis, 1374 nucleotides. RefSeq lists its product as uncharacterized. The coding region runs from base 1 to 1374 and encodes 457 amino acids. The transcript is spliced from 2 exons. The record is from RefSeq and is a predicted model, not a curated record. NCBI's taxonomy places the organism in Eukaryota, Fungi, Ascomycota, Sordariomycetes, Sordariales, Chaetomiaceae.